Metarhizium album ARSEF 1941 is the source of this 1827-nucleotide messenger RNA. RefSeq names its product cytochrome P450 monooxygenase. The record is from RefSeq and is a predicted model, not a curated record. The transcript is spliced from 2 exons. The coding region runs from base 1 to 1827 and encodes 608 amino acids. Gene Ontology annotation, molecular function: heme binding; monooxygenase activity; iron ion binding. NCBI's taxonomy places the organism in Eukaryota, Fungi, Ascomycota, Sordariomycetes, Hypocreales, Clavicipitaceae.
AUGAAACUUGACAUCGAGACGCUCACUAGACUUCUUAACACGGCCAACGUUGUCGGGAUCGUUCUCACGACUCUCAUCUUUUAUCUGGGUUACUAUACUCUUCGGCCACUUCCCAUUCCAGGCAUCCCAUACAAUGAGGAUGCCGCCGCACGAGUGUUUGGAGACUUGAAAUCCGUGAAGGCGGCUCAAUAUCGCCGUCAAUGGAUAUGGAGUCAGCCUAGAGAGCAUGGCACAGUCAUAUCUCAACUCUUUUUGUUUCCGUUCCGAAGACCUACCGUCAUUGUAUCGGAUUACAGAGAGGCAGUAGACAUCUGCUCUCGUCGAGUCAGGGACUUCGACCGAGGCACCCGCAACAAGGAAUGUGUUGGCAUAACUGCACCCAACUUUCACUUCACCUUGGAAUCCAGAGACCCUCGUUUCAGACACCACAGGGAGCUAGUGAGAGAUUUAAUGACUCCAUGGUUCCUGGAGACGGUGUGUUUUGUCGAUACGCUCUGGGCUGAAACCGGAAUCACGACAAGAGAUGCUAACAACAUUGUCAAGGUUGCAACUCCCCGUGUAUACGAGAAUGCCGCUGCCCUCGUCCGCCUCUGGGGCGUCAAGGAGCUCAAGGCACGAGGACGAGCAUUUCCUGCCAACCAUGAUUUGUAUCUGUCGACGCUAGACACGAUGUGUGCCGUGGCAUUCGGCAUGGGCCAAGAAUCGUCUGCUGUUGGACAACAAACCCGCCACAUGGAGGAAUUCGAGCCAACUCAACACUGGGCCGUAGGCGAGCCCGUACGGUUUCCAACCGUUCCCACUGAUGCCCACUUGGAAUCGAUACUUGAUAUUCCUGAAAUGGUCGCCAUAGCACAAAGGAGUCCCUUCCCUGCGCUAUCUCAGCGACUUGCCCUGCUGAGCCCAAGACACGCCAGGGCUCACUGGAAUAGACGACGGAUGAUUCGGAAGCAAACCGAGCAGGCUCUAGGGAGGAUAUCCUCUCUUGGUGAGACAUACACACCCAAAAGUGCCUUGGAUCACCUAUUACACAGAGAAAAGAUGGCAUCUUUCAGGGCCGGCAGAGAACCAGACUUCUUCUCCCCAGUCAUUCGCGACGAAGUUCUCGGAUACUUACUAGGGGGCCAUGACAGCACAGCCACCGUGCUUUCCUGGUGGACCAAACACAUGCAGUGCUUCCAAAACGUGCAGUCACGACUUAGACAAGCCCUCCGCCAUGCCUACCCCAAGGCGGUCGAAGAGGCCCGGUGGCCGACGUCGGAAGAAAUCUCAGGCACGUCGGUGCCGUAUUUGGAUGCCGUCGUGGAAGAGUCACUCCGUGUAGCUUCCGUCGCCACUCUAAUCUCCCGAACCGCGACAUGCGACACUCACAUCCUCGGCCACAGCAUCCCGAGGGGAACUGAUGUCCUGUUGUCAUUGACCGGUCCUUCCUUGACGGAGCCUGCUGUUCCAGUUGCAGAGUCAAGGCGGACAGCUGCAUGUCAGCAAGCCAAGGACGGCAUGCCCGCCUGGGGAGAGGACAUUGGCGAGUACAAGCCAGAGAGGUGGCUCAGGGUCGAGAGACAAGACGGCAGAGAAGAUGUCCACGUGUUCAACCCGCAUGCCGGACCGAGCCUUGCCUUUUCCACUGGGCCUCGACAGUGCUUCGGUAAAAAACUGGCCCUUCUUCAAUUGAAAACCACAAUGGCACUGCUGCUGUGGAACUUUGAGCUCAAGGAGGUGCACGAGUCCCUGAGUGGGUGGGACAUUACCGAGAGACUGGUCAAUCUGCCCAAGAGUUGUUAUGUGAGCCUGGCGAGAACGGGACACGAAGAGGGCCGCUCAAACUAG